Molecule: messenger RNA, 1224 nt
Organism: Talaromyces atroroseus
Lineage: Eukaryota; Fungi; Ascomycota; Eurotiomycetes; Eurotiales; Trichocomaceae
Exons: 2
Coding region: 1-1224 (407 amino acids)
Biological process (GO): retrograde transport, endosome to Golgi
Cellular component (GO): cytoplasm; late endosome
Molecular function (GO): oxidoreductase activity
Source: RefSeq, a predicted model, not a curated record
AUGGCUUCUGGAAGCGAGCGAAAUAUCAUUAUCAUCGGAGGCGGCAUCAUUGGGUCGUGCUCUGCGUAUUAUCUGACGAGACAUCCAUCAUAUGAUCCAGCCCUGCACAAGAUUACUCUGCUCGAAGCCUCGGAAAUCGCUGGAGGCGCGUCCGGGAAAGCGGGCGGUCUUCUCGCACUGUGGGCGUACCCCAGCUCUAUAGUCCCACUGAGUUAUAAAUUACACGCUGAACUGGCCAAGGAGCACAAUGGCAAAGACAACUGGGGCUACCGGGAGGUCAACUGUGGCCAACUAAUCGCGAAAGGUCGCGCAGUUGACGCUAAGGACACAACCACCUCCGGCAACUCCUCGGUUUCCUUGCAAAAACGAGAUGCAACUGCAAUCGGCAAGCUGAGGGCCGCCGGCAUACCGACAGAUCUGGAUUGGCUACUGUCCGAUGGACUUCGAGGCUACGAAAGUAUGAGCGGGCCGGGCGAGACAGCGCAGGUGCAUCCGUAUCAAUUCACAACCUCCAUCGCCAAGCUGGCUGAAGAGAAGGGAGUCAAGAUUAUUUUAGGAAAAGUGACAGAAAUUAAAGAAGAAGCACGCACCGUCAAGUCCGUCACGUAUACGGAUAAAGCGUCCGGAGAGUCGCACACUCUGCCCGCGACAGAUAUCAUCGUUUCGGCAGGCCCAUGGACAAAAGCCGUGGUUCCAAAUGCGCCUAUCAAGGCCACGCGAGCACAUAGCGUGGUCAUUCGGCCGACACGGCCUGUGUCUGCAUAUACGUUAUUCACAAACAUCGAAUUGCCCUCAAAGACUAAUCCGAAGAGGUCGACCGUUGCGACCCCCGAAAUAUACGCGCGCCCUGACGACACUGUAUAUGCGUGCGGCGAAGGAGACCACACAGUGCCGCUACCGGAAACGUCGGCAGAAGUUGAAGUAGAUCACAGUCGUUGUGAAGAGAUCAUCGAGUCCGUGGGCAGCGUUUCGGACGAGCUUAGGUUGGGCGAGAUUGUAAAGCAGCAGGCCUGCUAUCUGCCCAAUGUUGAUACCAUAGGCCCUAGCGGUGGACCUCUGAUUGGUCACGCCAGCACCAAAGGGCUGUACAUUGCAACUGGUCAUACGUGCUGGGGCAUUCAGAAUGCCCCUGGAACAGGAAAGCUUAUCAGUGAGUUUGUAUUUGAAGGGAGCGCGAAGAGUGCGAGGAUUGCUGCGCUGGACCCCAGGAAGUUCAGUAUGUGA